Messenger RNA from Cajanus cajan (pigeon pea), 1533 nucleotides. NCBI's taxonomy places the organism in Eukaryota, Viridiplantae, Streptophyta, Magnoliopsida, Fabales, Fabaceae. The record is from RefSeq and is a predicted model, not a curated record.
AUGGAGCGGAUUUGGGGCAUGCCUAUGGGGAGCCAACCACUGUCGGAGCCGCCGAAUGGGGGCAUUGGGAGUCUUAAGAUGAAUCAGACAAUGACCUUUAAGGAGAAGGUACUAGGGACUCCGGCUACGCGGCCGACUGUUCGAGAUCUUAUUAAGGAGGGGGCGAUGACGUUGGAGUUUGAGGGUGGUGAUCGGUUGCUACCCAAAUUUAGCAUUACGGCACCCACCCUUAAACAGUUGUGUGAACCAUGGGAACAGUGUCUAGUGAUCAAGCUGCUAGGGAGAGAGGUGGGGUUCCUAACCUUGCGGGACCGACUGUCUGCUUUGUGGAAGGUUCAAGGAGGCUUCGAGCUGUUGGACGUGUCAAAUGGUUAUUUCAUGGUGAAGUUUGAUCUGGAAGCAGAUAGAGAUCGGGUAAUGCACGGGGGCCCAUGGAUGCUCUUUGACCACUAUCUGAUUGUGAGACCAUGGUCCCCGGAGUUUGUUGCAUCAGCAACAAAGGUCGACAGUACUCUCGUCUGGAUCCGGUUUCCAGGUCUCGGAGUUAUGUUCUAUGAUGAAAGUGUUCUCUUAACAAUCGCCUCAGCCAUCGGGAAACCAGUCAAGGUGGAUCUUAAUACCCUGAACAUGACUCGGGGUAGGUUUACACGGGUCUGUGUCGAGAUUAAUUUGGAGGAACCAGUCGUAGGAAGAUUUUUUCUUAAUGGUGUGUGGUAUAAUGUAGAAUAUGAGGGACUACAUUUGUUGUGCUCCUCGUGCGGUUGCUAUGGGCAUGUUCUACGGAAUUGCCCGCAUGCCAUUAGGCCUGAGUCAAAGGUAACUGCCAUGGGUGAGAAGGAAAAUACGGUACAGCUGCCAAGGGAUCCACCGCAUGGUGAGGGUUCUGUUGCUCCAACAGGUGAGCAAUCUGCUCUGCGUGUCAGAGGGGAAUUAGCGCCUGAACCGCAUGGAGAUUGGUUGAUUGUGAAACGGAGGAAUCGAAAAUCAAAUCUCGGGAAACCGUUGAAUAAGGGCAGAUCUUCCUCGCAUAAUGGGAGUGAGAUAAUCACGGAGCAGCAUCAUAAUGUGCCAAGUUACUCGAAGAGAGGAGUCCACAAUUUGGCGGAAACACGUCUAGGCUUUAAAAGCACACAUACGGUGAGAGAGUCCCCACGUGAACAGGGCCAUGCAUUGGGAUCUUUAGCUCCUGAUGGGGGCCACGGGGUGCUUAUAAAUGAGAAUCGUAUGGGUCCCACGCUGGAUAGGAAAAAACGUAGCAGAGGGGGGGAGUCAAAUGCCCAACCACGACCCAUUCCAGCUAAUGCGGCUGCGUCAGCAGCUUCGAGUGCGCUUAAGGACCGAAGCACGCACACCAGCCCUUAUCUAGGAGACUCACGCCUUGUGCAAGAGGGCAUGCAAGGUACAACGUCCAGUGUGCUUCAUACAGGGUGCACAACCAACGUACACAAUGAUUCCGAGGACACAAUACAAGAGAUUCCGGGGGUGGAGGAUAUCAUGCAAUACGACCAGCCAUUGGAGACCAUGAUGGCCUGA